UCAGCAGAAUCGGAAGUGGUGCUAGUCCCGCACCAAAAAUAUAAAAUACAGAAAACCCAUAACCCAGGAGUAGCCGACGGAGUAGCAGGAAAGGAUUGGGCAGCAGGAGAGGACUGUAGCGUGUAGCCGGCAAAAUGCCAGGCGGACGACGUGGACUGGUUGCGCCGCAGAACACAUUCCUCGAGAACAUCAUCCGGCGCUCCAAUUCGCAGCCGGACAGCUCGUUUCUUUUGGCCAACGCACAAAUCGUCGAUUUCCCGAUCGUCUACUGCAAUGAGUCCUUCUGCAAGAUCAGCGGCUAUAACCGGGCUGAGGUCAUGCAGAAGUCGUGCAGGUAUGUAUGCGGCUUCAUGUACGGCGAGCUGACAGACAAGGAGACGGUGGGACGGCUGGAGUAUACGCUGGAGAACCAGCAACAGGAUCAGUUCGAGAUUCUCCUCUACAAGAAGAACAAAACCCCGCUAUGGCUGUUGCUGCAAGUGGCGCCCAUCCGGAACGAACGGGACCUGGUGGUGCUGUUCCUGCUGACCUUCCGGGAUAUAACGGCCCUGAAGCAGCCCAUCGACAGCGAAGAUACCAAAGGAGCGGUUAAUCUAUUUUUGCCAGUUUUAGGUCUCUCGAAAUUCGCCAAGUUGGCCCGCUCGGUGACGCGAAGUCGUCAGUUCAGCGCCCAUCUGCCCACACUAAAGGAUCCCACGAAACAGUCCAAUCUGGCGCAUAUGAUGUCGCUGAGCGCGGACAUCAUGCCACAGUACAGACAGGAAGCGCCCAAGACCCCGCCACACAUACUCCUGCAUUAUUGUGCAUUUAAAGCAAUUUGGGACUGGGUGAUAUUGUGUUUAACAUUUUAUACCGCCAUCAUGGUGCCAUACAAUGUAGCGUUUAAAAAUAAAACCUCAGAGGAUGUUUCCCUGCUUGUGGUCGAUUCAAUAGUCGAUGUUAUAUUCUUUAUAGAUAUUGUUUUAAACUUCCAUACAACGUUCGUGGGUCCUGGUGGCGAGGUGGUCAGCGAUCCGAAAGUGAUUCGGAUGAACUACCUAAAGUCCUGGUUCAUCAUCGAUCUGCUCAGCUGCCUGCCCUAUGACGUGUUCAACGCGUUCGACCGGGACGAGGACGGGAUCGGAUCCCUGUUCAGUGCCCUCAAGGUGGUACGCCUGCUCCGGCUGGGUCGGGUAGUGCGCAAGCUGGACCGCUACCUGGAGUACGGAGCAGCCAUGCUGAUACUGCUACUGUGCUUCUACAUGCUGGUGGCACACUGGCUGGCCUGCAUCUGGUACUCGAUCGGCAGGAGUGAUGCCGACAAUGGGAUCCAAUAUAGCUGGCUGUGGAAACUGGCGAAUGUAACCCAGUCCCCAUACUCGUAUAUUUGGAGUAACGACACCGGGCCGGAAUUAGUCAACGGGCCGUCGCGGAAAAGCAUGUACGUGACGGCCCUAUACUUCACCAUGACCUGCAUGACCUCGGUGGGCUUUGGCAAUGUCGCCGCGGAGACAGACAACGAGAAGGUGUUCACCAUCUGCAUGAUGAUCAUUGCAGCUCUGCUGUACGCCACGAUCUUCGGACACGUGACCACCAUCAUCCAGCAGAUGACCUCGGCCACGGCCAAGUACCACGAUAUGCUGAAUAAUGUCCGCGAGUUCAUGAAACUCCACGAAGUGCCCAAGGCGCUGAGCGAACGCGUAAUGGACUAUGUCGUCUCCACCUGGGCCAUGACCAAGGGCCUGGACACCGAAAAGGUACUAAACUAUUGUCCGAAAGAUAUGAAGGCUGACAUAUGUGUUCAUCUAAAUCGCAAAGUAUUUAACGAGCAUCCGGCAUUUCGUCUGGCCUCGGAUGGUUGUCUCCGGGCACUGGCGAUGCACUUCAUGAUGUCGCACUCGGCGCCCGGUGAUCUACUGUACCACACCGGCGAGAGCAUCGAUAGUUUAUGCUUCAUUGUGACUGGAAGUCUGGAGGUGAUACAGGAUGACGAGGUUGUGGCAAUAUUGGGCAAGGGCGACGUCUUCGGCGAUCAAUUCUGGAAGGACUCGGCCGUUGGCCAGAGCGCGGCCAAUGUGCGCGCCCUAACCUAUUGUGAUUUGCAUGCCAUCAAACGUGAUAAAUUGCUCGAAGUCCUCGAUUUCUAUUCGGCAUUUGCGAAUAGCUUUGCACGCAAUCUGGUGCUCACCUACAAUCUCAGACAUCGACUGAUUUUUCGCAAGGUGGCCGAUGUGAAGCGCGAAAAAGAAUUGGCCGAACGUCGUAAGAAUGAGCCGCAAUUGCCCCAGAAUCAGGAUCAUCUUGUCCGGAAGAUAUUCUCCAAAUUUCGUCGUACACCCCAAGUCCAAGCCGGCAGCAAGGAGCUGGUCGGCGGUUCUGGUCAGAGUGAUGUCGAAAAAGGUGACGGCGAGGUCGAGCGCACCAAGAAGCUACCAGCAAAACUGACACUUACCGAGGACGCUCGCAUCCUAACCACCGCCGCCGCGCCCUCGCCAUCGCCAUCCCCCUCGCCCUCCUCGGGUCCACCAUCUGCGCGCAGUACACGGGCCAGCAAGUGGGGACGCCUCCUGGGCAGUUCAAGCGUCGAUUCAGCUAGCGACACCAGCGCCAAGGUAGCCGUCUCGAGAAGUUUGAGCGCCCGCGAAAGUCUCCGAGAGAGCACCGCCCAAGCGCGGCAGAGUAGUACUUCGAGUAGCAAUGGUGGACAAGGCAACAAACAUUUACAAUUAAGCAAAGUUUUUCCCAAGGCGCCCAAACUGCAGGCCAGCCAGGCCACCCUGGCCCGCCAGGACACCAUCGACGAAGGCGGCGAGGUGGACUCCUCACCGCCCAGUCGCGAUAGUCGUGUGGUCAUCGAAGGAGCCACCGGAGCUGCAGGUGGAGGUGGCAGUGGCACAGCAGCAGCAGCAGGUGGAGGAGGAGCUGGAGCAGCGGGUAGUGGAGCGCCCCAAGGGGCAGCAGCCAGUUCAUCGUCAGGCGCCGGCACAGGAGGAGCGGCUGGCGAACGAAAUCUGGCCCUGGAAAGGGAGCGACAAAUCGAAAUGGCCAGCUCCAGGGCCACCACCUCCGACACCUAUGACACGGGUCUCAGGGAGACGCCACCAACGCUGGCACAACGCGAUCUCAUCGCCACCGUGCUGGACAUGAAAGUGGACGUGCGACUGGAACUGCAGCGAAUGCAGCAGCGGAUCGGGCGCAUCGAAGAUCUGCUGGGUGAGCUGGUGAAGAGAUUGGGAACGGGCAGUGGUGGUGGUCCGACUGCGCCGGAUAGCAGUGGCCAGACAACGCCCGGUGAUGAGAUUUGUGCCGGUUGUGGUGCAAGCGGAGGAGCGGGAGCGGGAGCUGGAGCAGGUACACCAACUGCACCCUCGGUGGUGACCACACCAGUGGACACUGUGAUAACCAUCUCAUCGCCCGGAGCAACAGCAACGGCAGCUGGCGCUGGCGGCAGCGGUCUGCUAAAUCCCGGCGCCCCAGUUGUGUCGAGCGCGGGAGGCAACGGCCUGGGGCCGCUGAUGCUCAAGAAGCGACGCUCGAAGAGCAGGAAAGCACCGGCGCCUCCUAAGCAGACACUCGCCUCGACGGCCGGCACCGCGACCGCAGCUCCCACGGGCGUCGCCGGAUCUGGCAUGACAACGACGACGCCAGCGUCGGCAGCGCCAACAUCAGGAGCGGCAGCGGAUCAGCAGCAGCCGGAAGCCUCAUCUCCGACUUCGGCCCCUCCGCCAGCGGUGGAGUUGCUGCAUUUGCGUCUCCUCGAAGAAGACUUUACGGCAGCCCAAAUGCCAUCCACAUCGGGAACGGGAGCACCGGUGAGCACCAGUCCCACGGCAGCUACCACGCCCACACCGCCGCCGGGCAGUGGCAGUGGCACGCCCACAACCACGCCCACAGGCAGCGGGCCGAGAAGCUCCAAGCGGGAGUUCCUCUAGCCCACGAUACCAGAGUUACCGGAGAGGAGGAGCAGUGGCCGCCAACAGGAGCAAUAAUACAAAGGAGCAGCUAAAGCAGCAGAUGGAGGAGGAGUAGGGGUCCAGCCACGCCCACUCGCAAGCCUACGCCUACGCUUAGUUAGUCUAUUACAUUAUAAGAUACAGCCUGUAACCUCAAAAAUCUCAAGAAAAGUAACACAUACUCUGAUCCGAAGAGUCCAAUGCAAGAUAUGAUUCCAUCAACCGCAAGUUAAGCUUUCCCAUGAAAAAAAAUCCGUAUUUUAUUUGAGAAUUUGAAAAACUCGAGAGAUCUUUUGAAACUCCAACUCAAAUUCUCAAAAAACUUUCAAAAAAAUAUUCAAGUUUCGAACUAUAACCAAGGAUGGUGGAAAAAUAUAUUGCAAUGGAAAGAGAUUUAAAAAAAAAAAGAACGAACUAUCUUUUACGCUAAAAAAAACAAGCUCUAUAAAAGCUAUCCCUCUCUUCUUCUCACACACACACACACAUAAACACUAACACAGACAAACACACACACACACACUCUGAAUGGAAGUGCUCGAUACUCGAUAUUCGAUACUCUAACCGUUAUAUGAUUAUGAUUACGAUAGCAUUAGCGAUAAACGAUAAAUAUUAAGGCAAGCAUAUUGCUUACGAAUUUGCUACAUUUACUGCAAUUAUUUACAGAUAUAUAUAUAUGUAUAUACAUAUAUAUAUACAAAGGACAUCCAUACACACACACAAACACUCAAACACAGAUACAGAUACAGACAAAAACACAGAUAUAGCUAUAUGUAAAUAUGGAUAAUUUUGUGAUAACUGCUAAAAGGUGGCAAAAAACCAGAAAAUGCUUACAACCAACAACCAACAGAGACCGAUCGAAAUAAUGCCCGUGAAUUGUAUAUAGCCUAUAAUUGUAGAAAAGGAUCUAUUAUAGAGAUCAUCAAACCACACAUAGACAGACACAAUCGAUAGGAAAGUCACCGAUAGAUAUAUCUUUUGGAGAUGGGAGCUUGCUGAGAGAUGACUCAUAACAUGGCUAACAAUUAGUUGAAAUGUACAGAGACACACACAUUUUCACACAGAUAUGGAUAUUAACCCGUCCUAAACUAAAAACAAAAUACUAAAAAAAAACUAAACUUAACGAAACUCAAUGCGGCUUGAGCACUUCGCACUCGCACUCGCUUGGCUCCCUAUAUUACAUAUAUUUUUUAGGCUAAAUAGACUCGGAUGGAAACUCAACCUAAAAAACCAAACCAAUAGUUAACUCAGCAACACAGUAAAGUCUAAGUAAGGUGGCAGGUUAGAGCUAGAACUAUAGUAUGAGGCCGCUAAACGAAACGACAAUCGACAGAUCUAAGGAUACAAAAAAAAAAAACCAGAAACAG
This is a messenger RNA of Drosophila bipectinata, 5296 nucleotides long. Lineage: Eukaryota; Metazoa; Arthropoda; Insecta; Diptera; Drosophilidae. The record is from RefSeq and is a predicted model, not a curated record.